AUGGCGACUUCAGCGUUUACCUAUGCAGGGCAUUAUGACAAUGGUGGUGAAGCUGGGUCACCAUCCAUUGUAUUUGAAUAUGACGGAGCGGAAUAUGCUGUCACUCCAGCCACCUUCCGAGCAGCACUCAACCUGCCAGAGCAUGCUGCUUAUAUUACUAAUGGAGAUGCCAAUCUCAGAACCAUGAUGAUUGAUUUGGGCUACUACGACUCUCUAGAUAAAUUGGAUCUCAUAUCUAAAGAUGAGAAGAGACCAGUUCUCAGGCCUUUACAAAUUCCAGCUCCAUUAAGAGCUAAGCUAAAUCUGCCUCAAGCACCACAACCACAACCUCCAGUCUCUCCUACAGCCACCAGAUCAUCACUCAAAACCCCUUCCACCAAAUCUACGCCAAAACCAUCAAAGUCCACAAAGUCUGAUGCCCCUUCCACUAAGAAGACCAGAACCUCUGUUGCUACACAAAAAAGAAGGAGACUUGUUGCAGCUUAUGAUUAUGAAGAUCUGGAAGUCCCUCCUGCAACAAACUCUGAACCUUCCCAGGCCAGUCCUAAAUCAAAGACAGCUAGAUUUAAAAGAAGGGCAAACAAGCCUAAGAGGGCAAAGGUGCCCAUUACUGAGAUCACAGAUUUUACUGUUGAGGAAGAGCAAGCACCAUCCACUUCACUUACUGAUAUAUCUCAAGCUCUGAUGGUGCAUCCCCUUGAAGCUGUUCCAAUCUCUGCUGCUACAGCAUCCUCUACUUCAUCUGAAGUAGAUGAGGAAAUAAUAUGCAAGGAACAAUCUACAGCUGAAGCUGAGACUACAUUUCCUGAGGGUGCCAUUAUUCAUGAUACAGCACCAGAAAACUACAAGUCAGAUGCUGUCAUUGAAGACUCUAACAAGGUAGCUUUGGAAGCACUGCAGUCUCUUGCAAAGGCUAGUGAAGAGCCUAGCAAAUCAAAAUCAAAAUCUGCAGCUCAAGAGACUGUUAUUCCAGAUCCUGUUGAGAAUGUUGAAGAUCCUGCAUCUGAUGAUGAUAAGGAUGAUGAAAGUUCAGAUGAUGAAAAUAAUGAUGAGGAUGAAGCAUCUGGAGGACAAUUUGUUCCUCCACUACCUUUGAACCCAUCUCAGGGGACAUUGGUAGUUUAUACAGGUUCAGCUGGAAGAGUGGAUACAAUGAGUGAAGAAAGGCAAACACCGAGCGAUACACAUGCACGUGAGGCUAGUGAAACAGCUAUGAGUGUACGUGAGGUGAGUGCACACACUAACCCGGCUCUGUUUGAGGAACAAAUGGCUAAGCUGAAAGCUGAAUUAGCCUGGAUGAUUGUUGAGAAUGAAAGGCUAAAGGGUGCACAGAGCACAGGUGGUGACCCUAGAGAAGAAAGCUGA
Molecule: messenger RNA, 1365 nt
Organism: Daucus carota subsp. sativus
Lineage: Eukaryota; Viridiplantae; Streptophyta; Magnoliopsida; Apiales; Apiaceae
Exons: 6
Coding region: 1-1365 (454 amino acids)
Source: RefSeq, a predicted model, not a curated record